Messenger RNA from Ochotona curzoniae (black-lipped pika), 1859 nucleotides. Its product is annotated as cocaine esterase-like. The transcript has 12 exons. Gene Ontology annotation, molecular function: carboxylic ester hydrolase activity. Gene Ontology annotation, cellular component: intracellular membrane-bounded organelle. The record is from RefSeq and is a predicted model, not a curated record. The coding region runs from base 1 to 1674 and encodes 557 amino acids. NCBI's taxonomy places the organism in Eukaryota, Metazoa, Chordata, Mammalia, Lagomorpha, Ochotonidae.
AUGGGAACUCACAGGCUGUGCGUGCAGCUUGGCACCGUGGUCUGCGGUCUCCUGCUGCUCCUUGUUCCGAGUCAGGGCCAGGACUCCACAAGCCCCAUCAGGACCACACAUUCCGGGCAGGUGCGAGGAAGCCUGGUUCAUGUGAAAGGCACCGAUGUGGGUGUCCACACCUUUCUGGGCAUUCCCUUUGCCAAGCCACCUCUGGGACCACUGCGCUUUGCACCUCCUGAACCUGCCGAAGCUUGGAGUGGAGUGAGGGAUGGCACCUCCUACCCAGCCAUGUGUCCACAGAACCUUGCAAUAAUGGAUGAUGAUGCUCUGAAUACGACAUUGACCCUGCUGUCCAUCCCCAUGUCCGAGGACUGCCUGUACCUCAACAUCUAUGCACCUGUCCAUGCCCGUGAGGGCUCCAAACUGCCUGUGAUGGUGUGGAUUCAUGGGGGAGCACUGGCUGUAGGCAUGGCUUCCGUGUUCGAUGGCUCCACUCUGGCAGCCUUUGAGGACGUGGUGGUGGUCACCAUCCAGUACCGCCUCGGCAUCCUGGGAUUCUUCAGCACUGGAGACCAGCAUGCCAGUGGCAACUGGGGCUACCUGGACCAAGUGGCCGCACUGCGCUGGGUGCAGAAAAACAUUGCCAGCUUUGGAGGCAACCCUGACCGGGUCACCAUAUUUGGCGAGUCUGCAGGGGGAACAAGCGUGUCUUCACAUGUGCUGUCGCCCAUGUCGCAAGGGCUCUUCCAUGGAGCCAUCAUGCAGAGUGGUGUGGCCGUGAUGCCUGGCCUCAUCACCAACUCAUCUGAGCCAGUCUCCAUGGUGGUGGCCAACCUGUCUGGCUGUGGCCAGGUGGACUCUGAGACCCUGGUGGGCUGCUUGCGGGCCAAGAGUGAAGAGGAGAUGCUGGAGAUGACCAAGGCCUUCAUGAUUAUAUCUGCGGUGGUGGAUGGCAUCUUCCUGCACAGACAUCCCUAUGAGCUGCUGACCUCUGCUGAAUUCCAACCUGUUCCCAGCAUCAUUGGUGUCAACAAUGAUGAGUAUGGCUGGAUCCCCAAGAUCACUGCUUUGGGAGACUCCCAGAAGGAAAUUGACAGAGCAGCGAUGGAGACAUUAAUACAUCAGACUUCUAAGCUAUGGAUGCUGCCUGUUGACAUAGUGGAGCCGAUGGUGGAUGAGUAUCUGGGGGACAACGAGGACCCCAAGACCCUCAUGGCUCAAUUCCAGGAGAUGAUGGCUGAUGUGCUAUUUGUGAUGCCAGCGCUCCACGUGGCACAUUUUCAGCGUUCCCACGCCCCUGUCUACUUCUAUGAGUUCCAGCAGCCACCCAGUUUCAUGAAGGACUUCCGGCCGUCCCACGUGAAAGCCAACCAUGGCGAUGAAAUUGCCUUUCUCUUCAGAUCCUUUUUCUUUGGGGGAAAAGUGACUCUCACUGAAGAGGAAGAGCUGCUGAGCAGGAGGAUGAUGAAGUACUGGGCCAACUUUGCUCGAACUGGGAACCCCAAUGGCGAGGGCCUGCCACAUUGGCCUGUCCUGGACCAGGAGGAGAAGUAUCUGCAGCUGAGCACGCAGCCCACAGUGGGCCAGGCCCUGAAGGCCCACAGACGCUCAUUCUGGGCACAGACCCUGCCCCAGAGGAAGCAGGAGCUGAUGGGGGCUGAGCAGAAGCACACAGAGUUGUAGUCAUCACACGGAGCUACAUGAUGGACACACAGGCCAGCACCCACUCACGGUUCUUCAUUCAUGUGGCUGCCCACUCAUCCUCCUAUCCUGUUCAGCAGAAAUGUGCUGGGAACCCCACCACUGGGUAAACAUGCGCACCACAUACCAAAGUCAAAUCAGGACAAUAAAUACUUCUCUAAGUCCCU